AUGGCUGACGACAUAUCAGCCAGUGAACGCACUCACCUCUUACAAGGGAGACUUUUUGACGGAAAUCUGGAUUCUAUACAUGAUGAAGAGGCGCAUUCUAUAAAGAUUUCCCAUGUUUCGAAAGAAGAGGCAGCUUUGGCCGGUAGCACCGUGGGCGAGCGCUUACCAUAUAAUGACUAUACCACCAUUGACUGGUUGCACGAUUUGGUCAAAGACUCCUACAGAUGGCGCACAAUCCAUUUGCGAAAAGGACUCCGAGCCUCGAUGUAUUCCACGUUCGAUUCGUGCUCGAGCUGGAUAGCUGUAGCAAUAAUGGGCAUAUGCACAGCGAUAGUAGCUUGGAUUGUUGAUGUUGCCGUGGCGACAGUCUCUGACUGGAAAUUGGGAUACUGUGCCAGAAAUCCCCUUCUUAGUAGGGAGAAUUGCUGUAGCUUCGCAUCAAACCUCGCUGAGUGCAAUGGAUACUUUGUUGAAUGGACAGGAAACUAUUCGAAAAAAUAUGCCGUGUACGUGGCAUUCGCACUAGUGUUUGGCAUCAUUAGCUCGAGUGCGACUAUGCUGACCAAGGCAUCGUUGCCCGCUGUGACCGUCAGCGUGGAAGACAAUACGAAUGACAUCGACCGGAGUUCAUCCAAAAAAGCAGUUGGUAAAACGAUGUAUAUGGCGGCAGGCUCUGGAAUUCCUGAAAUAAAAACGAUCCUUUCAGGAUUCGUAAUUCCAAAUUUCCUCGACUUUAAAGUCCUGGCAGUUAAAGGUUUUGGCGCAGUCUUCGCCGUUGCCACUGGCAUGUGCCUAGGCAAAGAAGGACCCUUCGUCCACAUAUCGACUUGUGUCGGCUAUCUCGUCGCAAAACAGUUUCCGAAAUAUAGGAAUAAUGGCAGGAAAUUGCGUGAAAUGCUUACAGCUGCAUGCGCUGCUGGCCUCAGCGUUGCUUUUGGGGCGCCAAUUGGGGGGGUACUAUUCAGCUAUGAAGAAAUCAGUACAUAUUUUCCACGACCCGUGCUGUGGCAUGCGUUUCUCUGCUCCCUCUUCGCCGCAGUGGUUCUUAAAGCGCUCAAUCCGACUGGGACUGGAAAGCUAGUGUUAUUCGAAACUGACUACGGUACCUCAUACCAGGCAAUACACUAUCUAAUUUUCAUUCUCCUUGGGAUAGUGGGAGGUAUAUUUGGAGGGAUUUUCUGUAAAGUCAACUUUCUCUGGUCAAAGUGGUUCCGAAAAUAUCAUAUUAUCAAAGCUUACCCAGUAUUCGAGGUCGCCAUCAUCGUACUAGUCACCGCGCUAGUCCAAUUCCCCAACAUUCUCAUCCGCGAUCCUGGAGACACGACCAUCAAGAUGUUAUUGGUAGAUUGCAAGGGUGAAGAGCUGGAUAAUUGGGUUUGUCAACAGGAAGCCAUGGAUGAUAAAGGGCCGUAUAUUGGAUGGCUGAUCUAUGGUUGCGUUGCAAAACUCCUCCUUACCAUAAUCACGUUUGGCAUUAAAGUUCCCAGUGGUGUUAUCAUUCCAGCACUAGAUGCCGGCGCUCUGUUUGGGCGAAUCAUUGGACAAGCGAUUCCUGGCAUCUCUCCUGGAAUAUUUGCCAUGGUUGGUGCUGGGGCCUUCCUUGGUGGAGUUUCACGGAUGACCAUUUCGCUUUGUGUCAUAAUGUUUGAGCUCACAGGCGAAAUUGAAUAUAUCGUUCCACACAUGAUUGCUAUCCUCACUGCAAAAUGGGUUGCAGACGCGCUAAGCAAAGAAGGCGUCUAUGACUUAGCGCAAACUGUUCUCGGACACCCUUUUCUCGAUGUUGAUCAUGCUAUGCAAUCAGUUCGACGACGUAAAGCGCUUGCCGCCGAGCUUAUCCCCCCAGCACAGACAAUGGCAGAAAUCACAGUUUCGAUUCCACCGAGCAACAAGGUUCCACGCAAGCUAUUAGAAAAAAAGCUCGCACAGCUUCAUCGUCGUGGUCUUAUGGAUGCGGGCCUCGUUCUCGUUCAAAAUGGUGGUAUACUGCAAGGUUACAUAGCAGAAGGCGAGCUGGAGUUUGGCCUGAAUGAAAUUGGUAAAAUUUACCCCGAUGAUGCGGAUGUCAGACUCCUGGGCGAUCCAGACGAAGGCGACUUCGACUUAAGUAUGUUUGUGGAUCGUACCCCUGUCACCAUAUGUGAAAAUGCGCCCAUGGAAUAUGCAGUGGAGAUGUUUGGAAAACUUGGACUGAGGCAUAUUUGCAUACUUGAGGAGGGAACAAGCAAGCUUGUUGGUGUAGUUAUCAAGAAAAGAAUAGUGGCAUAUCUCGAGAGUAUUGCUGCUGAGCAUUGAAUUUGAAGAGCAGCAGUAUCAUAUAAUGUGAGCAC
Messenger RNA from Verruconis gallopava, 2330 nucleotides. RefSeq lists its product as uncharacterized. Bases 1 to 2295 code for a protein of 764 amino acids. Gene Ontology annotation, molecular function: voltage-gated chloride channel activity. The transcript has 3 exons. Gene Ontology annotation, biological process: chloride transport; transmembrane transport. Gene Ontology annotation, cellular component: membrane; early endosome; Golgi apparatus. The record is from RefSeq and is a predicted model, not a curated record. Lineage: Eukaryota; Fungi; Ascomycota; Dothideomycetes; Venturiales; Sympoventuriaceae.